Molecule: messenger RNA, 1620 nt
Organism: Lithohypha guttulata
Lineage: Eukaryota; Fungi; Ascomycota; Eurotiomycetes; Chaetothyriales; Trichomeriaceae
Exons: 3
Coding region: 1-1620 (539 amino acids)
Source: RefSeq, a predicted model, not a curated record
AUGAUAGCUGGAGGCACAACUUCAGUCGAAGACGUCCCCAAGGUCGAUCUGGACUAUGCUAUACACGAAGCUUCUGGCUAUGAUCAGAAAGGCGACUUCUAUCUAUUCAACAACAUUCCUUAUGCAGCACCACCUACUGGAGACCGUCGCUUUCACCCACCAGAGCCACCUCUGCGUCGGAAGGAUGACAAUGAGUCAAGUUAUCAAGGAGACAUCCCUCCACAAGCCAUUCCGAUAUGGGCUAGAGGGUCGAUAGAAUGGCCGUAUGCAGGUGGAGAAGAUUGCCUCUGUCUGGAUAUUAAGGUUCCUCGAGCAGCCUGGGAGGCACGUGCGGCAAUAAGUAAAGGUGUACCAGUAUUGGUAUGGAUAUAUGGAGGUGGCUAUACUGCAGGAUCGAAAGAAUUGUUCGGCUCAGGCGCUGGUCUUCUUGCCAGAUCUGAGACACCUAUCAUUUACGUUGCGAUCAACUAUAGACUUGGUGUCUUUGGCUUUCUUGCAGGUCCCGACUAUGUCAGUGAAGGAGGCACACCAAACUUGGGCUUAUUGGACCAGCGUGCAGCGCUUGAAUGGAUUCAGAGCAAUAUCUCGGCUUUUGGUGGUGACCCUGGUCGAGUCACUCUUAUAGGCGAAUCCGCAGGGGCAGGCUCGAUCUAUUACCAGAUCACAGCAUAUGGUGGUUCAGCAGGCAAAUCUCCAUUUUCGCAAGCUAUUUUACAAAGUCCCGGUUUCUAUCCUAUUACCAGUCACGAGGUCAUGAACCGUCAUUAUCAUGCAGCGUUGAGACACGCCAAUUGUAAGACUUUGGAAGAGCUAAAAAGCUUGUCGGAACAAAGACUGAAAGAGGUGAAUCUUGCUGUCGUCGAUGAAGCACCAUAUGGUCAAUUUCUGCUUGGACCUGUGGUUGAUGGGACAUUCACACCAGACCUACCUGGCAAGCUUCUUCUAUCCGGCUCCUUCGACACAAAGAUCAAAGUAAUGCUGGGCCAAUGCUACAAUGAAGGAUGCGAUUAUGUAGAACCAGUCGAUAUCACUUCCUCGUAUCUCUCAAUGUAUCUCGACCGCACCUUCCACGGCAUCAACCAAUCCACCAAGGACUACAUCACAGACACUCUUUACCCUGCAGUAGCAACAUCUGACUUGGAGAAACCGAUAGGAACAGGCGUAAACAGCAUCCACUACUCCAGCAAACCACCAUACUACACCACUCCACGCGCUCGUCUACAGCGUCUCAUCAGCGAUGCAAUCUACAUACAACACAACAACGCGAUAUCAACAGCCCUCAACAACAACACCUACAACUACCUAAUGAGCCUUGAACCCGGCAAGCACGGCACAGACGUGCCAUACACAUUCUACAACGAAGGCAAAGAGGAAAUUCCAGCUGUGCCAGGUAUGGCGAAAGUGAAAAGUAAAGAGCUCGCACAUGCGCUGCAGAAGUACUUGACCAAUUUCGUGAUUUAUGGCGAUCCUAAUGGGACGGGAGAAAGUGACCUGCCUAAGAUGAGGGUUAGAGGAGGUGAAUGUGUAAUGCUCAAUUUUGCUGAGACUGGUAUUGAGGAAACACGAGAUCCGAGCGCGAAGGAGCAGUGUGUGUGGUGGCAGAAAGGUCUUUUUGCUUGA